GCCAGGCAGGUGCAAGCUUUUUCUUGUCGACGGAGCAAACUUUUCUGUUUAUUUGUCGCUUCAAUUUUUUAGUUCAGGAAUGAUCUACAUCAUCUAUUAGACAACUUUAGAUUUCUCUGUCUCUGCGAACGCGAUCAGCCAUCUGUGAAAAAUAUUUUUUACUUGUGUUUUGUCUUUCGGGGUGUCACCAGUGUCCUAUUUCGAAUUCCAAAUGCCCGAGUCCACCAUCGCCCAGCAUCACCCUGGAGGGCCUGCUCAAGCCCCACUGCAGGACCUGAUGCCGGCCUCGAUGAAGUCCAAGCGGGAAAUGCCGUUUUCUUCGCUACCGUUCGACUUGGAGGAAGCGGUAAAAAAUCUCGGAUACGACCCGACGCCACCGGUAGGUGCGGCCAUGAUGAACUUCUUCGAUAGUAGAACUAGUGCUAGUUCUAGUGCUGGUGCUACUGCUGCGGCUAAUAAAAGUAGUGCGGCGAAGGCGAGUAAGAAGAAGUGUGAUAGUACAAAUGAAAAUACACCAAAGUCCGGUGUGUUUCUCGAGAUCACUUCCGGGGACGCGUUGUGGACUUAUGCCGUGGACUACAUUUCCAAGCAUUUGGAGUACAAUUCCGAAAAGCACAAAACUAACUCGCUCCGCGCGCAACCCGACCACUUUCGCAAGGGGCCGGACACUAUGUUCGACGAGGUUUCCCUGUUCUUCUCCGGCCGGUCCGGUCUCGGCGCGGGCAGUCGGGUAUCCCACAGAAAAAAGGUGGCAGAAUAUAUUUGUAAUGCAAAAAUAAAUACACAAAAAAACCUGUCAUGGGCGGCCUCAUAGCAUGCUAUUUCGGAUAUGCAAUACAAAUUUUUUUGUCAAUUUAUUUUUGCAUUACAAAUAUGACCUGCCAGCUUUUUUCUGUGUGAUAUCGGGGCAUGAAAAGCUCGGGGAAGACGACGGGGAGUGGCGGAGCGAAAAAGAAAAAGGUAAAAGACGAACCGAAACUGUAUGACCUGCUCACACGUUACAAUCUCAAGCGUUGCAAUAGAUUCAUCUGGGAUUUGUCUUGUUACAAUAGAUUCUUGUCUUGCAUAAUGAGCAUGACAGACUCGCAGACCAUUCCACUUUCUGUAACACAAGUUUCGGCAUAUUGUAGUGCGGUUUGGGACUUCGGAACUUGUCAUGCGCAGUCCUAUGAGACUUGGCUAGGUCAUGCACUUCUUGCAUCACAGAUUUCCAAACUCUAUUGUAACGUUUGAGAUUGUAACGUUUGAGCAGGUCAUGAACUGCCGCACCCGAAGUUGGGCCUGGGAUGGCACUCUUUCAGUUUCGAGUACAAACUGAGCAGGCCGAAUAGUUGCAAAGAAGAAAAUAAAGGCACAACUAGAGAUAAUGUCGCUCAUCUGGAGCAGGAUCAUGCGAAAGAAAAGGAUAAGCCUGUGGAACCGCCAGCGCUAAAAAAGCAAAAAGCCGACGAAAAGGAGAAGGGGACGCAAGAUGCGGCAGAAGAAAAGGAAGUGACCAGCUCAAUAAGGGUACAGGUUUGGCACGUAAAUUUUCUGGCGGUUGUUGCUGAUGUGUCCAAUAUCACAUUCUAUACCUACAGCUUGCUUCUGCUCGAUAUUACUGAGUGCAGCUGGUCUACUCAAAGUCAAACGAUAGAUGGUCAGCAUCAAAAAUAGAAUUACCUUCCUCCUCCGCAGGUCCCCAUCACUUUGGUCCAGCAGCGCAUCGGCGAGCCGGUUGCGAGUGAGCGCGGCACUCCGGCGGUGCUGAAAAACAUUGUCCUCUUCUGCGAACGGACGGCGAACACGGACAGGUUAAAAGCCAGUAUAGAGCAGCUCGAAGAGGAGGAGAAAAGGAAACAGCAGGAGUUAUCUGCAUCCCACGGCGGUGCGCCGCUGAUGGACCAGAGUCUGAGUGCCCUUGCCAGGACGAAAAAGCAAGAGGACAGAAUCAAGGAGAACACCUGCUCCGCCAGCUUCGCCUUGUUGUACCUGUGCAAGUUGUUUUUGUCCGAUUCCCAAGAGAAAAAGGAGAACCAAGUUUCUAUGUGGCGAUUUGACCUGAACGCGCGCUACUGGAUUCCGUUGGCGCGGCGGUGGGCCCGGAGUAUGGACUCAGUAGUGGUAGAGGAGAAGAUGAAGAAACUGCUGCUUGAUGAUCUCAGCUGGUUUGAAAGGGAUGAAACGCGGGCGUUUUAUAAGGAGCACGGGAUCCCUUACCACAGGUGCUGCCGAUGAUUGAAUUAACACAUCAAACCAUGGUGAUCAUCGUAUAACUAUACCGAAGCAUGAUUGGUGGAUGGUCUUUCUUUAUUUCCCCUCGACCGAACCAAUCGCUUGAUCAUCGUGAUCCAUUUAUCAUUCGUAUUAACGUUACUUAUUUUGAUUUCAACAAAUUGUUAGGUGUUACCUCCUCCACGGCCCGCCCGGUGCGGGGAAAAUAUCCACAGUAAAUUUCCGGUACACGUACAAAUGCAGUCUCUCCAUGACAAAACUUGCCUUCAAUCCUAGUCUAGCAUGACAGGUUGGACACUGCAAGUUAGCGAAAUUUGUCAUGCAUUUUGUACAUGUACGGGAAAUUUACAUUGCAUAGAAAACCUCUCUGAUCUACGCGUUGGCCGGUUUUCUGGAGCGCAAUCUGGCGUUUCUUCAGGUGUCGCCCCAGAUGACGGACGAUACGUUCCGGAUGGCGAUGGAAGGUCUGCUAUGACCUGCAAAAGUAUCGUACUAGUAGUAAUUGCAAUUUACAAAUUUCCUCAGCAUGUGAAAUGGAAUUUGACCACUUUUUUUGGCUAUUAUAGGCCGCGUGAUCGUAUGAAGUCGGCCACUGAUAUCUGCUUGGCGCAGAGGGAACAGUGGACGCCAAUGAAAUCUGUUGAAGUUGAGGUACUACUAUCUGACGGAAUUCGUAGGGUAGAUCAUAGGGUCGUGAAUGAUAAGGGAAAAAAUCGGUCAUCGUUUUACGUUUACAGGUCGGUGUAAGAUACAGAUACACUCACAUGACCCUCUUCUGCGAUGCGUUACUUUCGUCAUUUCCUGCGAUUGGUUGUAAGUUGUGUGACAUGUUUUUGUAUGGAUAAGCAGGCACCAAAUAAAGAGAAAGGAAAAGAAUAGGAUGCAAGCACCUCCUCAUCGAUGAGGAGGUGCAUCCUUGAAGAUGACUCAUUCUCCAAAAACAAGUAGCAGUACUAUAUUUUUUUUUUCGGGGAUAAGAUAUUGCAUACUCCAAAUACUCGGGCUUGACUCUGUCUCAUAUGCAUGAAGGCCCACAGCCACAGGCAGUAGACUGGACUUGGUAGAAAGCAUGAUGAUUGGGUUGCCUACAUUCAUUGACCCUAUGGGGGGACAGCGGAUGCGCCUCGAUUGCCGAGUAAAAAAGGGGUCUUCGUGCAGCUGCCAGACGCUCAUAGAGGGCAAUGACAUGUAGUUUUUAUUUGAAGCGCUUGAGUCGCCGGCCGCGCGGACACCUGUGCUAUUGAUUUGCAUUACAACUCCAAUCAGCAUGCGACUUUUGUAAGGGCAAGAGACACUGGAAGAGGGCAAGUCAGGGUACCGACGAGGAGACCAGACAAGACCAACAACCGGCGCGGAUAUAUAGAACAUCGCUGCGCUUUGCAGAGUUUGCGAAUUGCUCUACCAAGAUAGUGCGGUAGUGCGGGGGCUCUUGCAUAGUCUUUGUAGGCCUGGCUGCCAGGCCCCGGCAGAUCCGGUGCUCUUUCCUAUCGGUGAAUAGAACAAUUCAUAAACAAGAAGCCAAAGCUGCAGUUGUCUUCCAUACGCGGGCGCGUCCUAUGCGGUCGGGUUUGAAAGGUACAGUCCGUGCGUCCGCAACUGCCGCAAGGCAUCGAAUCCGGGGGGUCAAUAGAUUUUUUCUCUAGUUUUCUCUUUCAUUGUAGUGAUGAUGAUUCCGUAGCCUGGCUAGCCCGUCUAAAAAGGGCCGCGAUCCGCCCCUCUUUGCAAAAAAAAAAAAAAAAAAAAAAAAUUUGUAAUGCUGAUUGACCUCAGGACGAAGAUUUGUAAUCCAUAACAGCAAUUAGAAUACAGUACGAGUGCGUUGCUUUUGCAGAGCAUAUCUGCCCUUGUCCGCGAUGCUCGUGAUGGAGGACGUAGACUCGAUGUUCACGCAUAUUGUGAUGAAAAAUCCCCCUCCCCAACAUAUCGAAAAGGUAUGUUUCCGAAAAUUUGAGUUGCUGAUUUGUGGCCACAAAUCACAUUCGUCUUGCAAGAAGGCAGCAGCAGAAGCUUCCGCCCCAUUAUGGAGCCGAUCUGUCACGCUGUCGGGCCUAAAGGGCAGCCGUUUGCAAUGCUGAGCAACUAGACCCAAACGCCCCGACCUAGACUGGGGAUCGAUCUGGCCCCAGUGCCUUCCUGCAAUACAAAGCUGAUUCGCGUACACAGAUCCAGCGUCGGACUCGGAAGCUUCGUUUCGAUAUGGGGACGAGGGGGGAUUUUUCCUUUCGAUAACGCACGACCGCGAAGCGAGUAACUCCAACCAGAAGUCCGCCCUGUCCUUCUCUGGCUUUUUGAACACGCUGGACGGUCUCGCGGCGCCGGACAACCUGAUCACGUUUCUCACGACGAAUCACCCCGAGAAACUCGACCCGGCCGUCCUCAGGCCCGGGCGAAUCGACCUGAAGAUUGAGUUCAAGCCCGCCGGGAAAGAGGUCGCGACGCGGUACUUCAAGACCUUUUACAAGGAAACGGACUUGUCGGACUACCUUGGCGGUGGAGCCGUCGCGGGGGAGGCAGAUGAACGAGAAGCAGCCGCUCUCAACGAAGAAACAGCUACUUCCAAGAGUUCUUCGGCACAACAUCAGGACGAAAUCAAACUGACCGAAGAGGAAAAGAAGCAGAUCCUGGCCGAGAACGCGAAGAUCCAAUCCGCAGCGGAGAAGUUUGGGAAUGAGGUCGGCGGACGGUUAGGGACGAACAAACUGUCGAUGGCACAGCUGCAGCACUUCUUCCUGCAGUGUCACCGGCUGGAGAAAGACGCGGAAGCCGCUGCGAACUGGGUUUCGGAGUUUCGGUUUGAAGAUUCCGCAAACGUCGGAAGUACUGCAGGGACCAGGGGAAACGGGAUGUAUUGCUAAUCAAUAGCAAUAGCUGGUGGUGCAAAUAGAAGGCAGCAAGAAGCUCCCGUACUGGCACAGUAACAGUACUCGACGUCCUGUCAUCUCGCGUGAUAAACAUCUUCAACAUGAUUUUUGGAAAGCUGUAAAAAAGUAGAUCGCUGUCCCAUUUCUUUUUCUCCAUUAGACGAUCGAACUCAACCUCCAACUUCAACGACAAGAAGGCACUGAGAAGCAAGGAAGUACAACUUGAGUAAGCGUCGAAAGCAGCUGAGUGACAGUCUGUAUCUGUAUCUACUCCGUGAGGUGC
Amoebophrya sp. A120 is the source of this 5358-nucleotide messenger RNA. NCBI's taxonomy places the organism in Eukaryota, Dinophyceae, Syndiniales, Amoebophryaceae. The record is from the annotation of a GenBank genome assembly.